UUUCCUCAACUUAAACAUCUUAAGUUUUCAGAUUCAUAGCAGGGUUUCCUUUUCCUUUUUCCUUUUCUUGUUCUUGUUCUUGAUAUUAUGUCUACUUCAUCGGAAAUUGCUGAUUCCGGUAGAUUUUCCGGCCAGAAUAUGCCGUCCAGAGCUCCGGAGAAGUCCAGCUUCUCCCAGACUUGUAAUCUGUUCUCUCAAUACAUGAAGGAAAACGCCACUUUCCCAGAUCUAACUCUUGGUAGGAGGACAACACCAUCAACUGCCACCAUGAAUCUUUUCCCGAUGGCUGAAACCUCACCGACGCCUGUCCAGCCGCAAACCACCGCCGGACAGAAUCAAUCAAGACCGAUGACUAUCUUCUACAACGGUCAGGUCAUCGUGUUCAAUGAUUUAGCGCCUGAGAAGGUUAAGGAAAUCUUGAUGUUAGCUGGGAAAGGAGUUCCUCAGAAGCCCACAAAACAAGAUGAAGUUUCGAAUAGUAUCGUGCAUGAUAGCAUCAAGAUUCAACGUCCUCAGCCUGUUGUUGCAGAUCUUCCGAUAGCAAGAAAAGCUUCCCUCGCCAGAUUCUUGGAGAAGAGGAAAGACAGAAUUACGGCUCGAUCGCCAUACCAAACGCAAGGUGAUUCAAAGCAAGAAGAUAGCAAGACGUGGCUGGGACUCGGUGCACAAUCACACAUCCAAUUUCAGCUGCAACAGUGAUAAUAACGUACGAGUGUUAUCAUAUUUAAAGAUGGUUCAACGAAUCGCUCAAGCAUGUUAAUUACGUUUAGGAUCGAUGAUGUUUUAUAAUCAUGUUCUUUUUAACGGAUGUCCGGUUUAACUACAGAAAUUUCUAACCUGUUUUUGCGUCUUUCUUGGCAUGAGAGACGUAUUGUAAUAGUAAUAGUUUUACAUGUGAUAUGGGGUUAAUGGAGGUAUACUAUUAUUCUUUAAAA
Lactuca sativa (garden lettuce) is the source of this 935-nucleotide messenger RNA. Its product is annotated as protein TIFY 10A. Gene Ontology annotation, biological process: regulation of defense response; regulation of jasmonic acid mediated signaling pathway; response to wounding. Gene Ontology annotation, cellular component: nucleus. The record is from RefSeq and is a predicted model, not a curated record. Lineage: Eukaryota; Viridiplantae; Streptophyta; Magnoliopsida; Asterales; Asteraceae.